This is a messenger RNA of Caenorhabditis sp. 36 PRJEB53466, 1334 nucleotides long. The record is from the annotation of a GenBank genome assembly. Lineage: Eukaryota; Metazoa; Nematoda; Chromadorea; Rhabditida; Rhabditidae.
AUGUUAUCUUUCACGCAAUCUGAACUCUUUAAUAAGAGCUCUCAUGUUUUUCGAUGGUUUUACUUCAUUCCCAAUAUCAUCCACGGUACGACUCAGUUUUCUGCGGAACUGUAAGCUUGCAUUUGUGUUCGAAAUAGCUGACGGCUCUUCAGGAGCACUCGGGAAGCACGCAAUUCGAACACGACGAGAAGGUCAACUGGAAAUUUGCGACUAUCGGCAAUGGACAUUCAAGAUAUCAUCGGAAUCGUCUUGACUUUGGUCACCGGGAGCCUGUCGCUGUUCCUGAUGCUCGUAUGCGGAGGAGUGAGUGAACGGAUGGAAAGGCAGCAGGGAAUCGAGAACUUUCUUUCAGAAAAAGAACAAACCUGUCGAUGACGACUCUAAUAGCAGCAAGAGGCAAGGAACGGAACGAGAUGGAGACGCAACGGAGAGAACUGAGAGAAAGGAGAAUGGAGCGAAGCCCGCUCCUGCGGUGGCUGGGACUAACGAUCCGAACUAUCAGACCAUGGCCGGCAUUGAGAAUAAUUUCGGGGCGGACAAAGCGGCUGGAGCUCCUGCUGCUGCCGCUCCUGCUCCUGCUGCUGCCGCUCCUGCUCCAGCGGCUGGAGGAAAACCUACUAUGGCUGGUGAGAAAAUGAAUCCGAUUCUCGGUUGCGAAUGAAAUCAAUCAGGUACCCAUGAUCCGAACUACCAAACACUGGCCGGACUUGGAAACGAUUGCUUCGACAAAAAAGAUGGCGGUGGCGGAGGAGCUGCUGCUGCUGCUGCUGCGCCGGCAGCCGGAAAACCCGGAAUGGCAGCGACUCACGAUCCGAACUAUCAGACAUUGGCUGGACUGAACAAUAAUGUGUUCGAGAAGAAGGAAGGUGCGGCUCCUGCUGCCGCCGGUGCUGCAGGCGGACCAGCCGUGCCGAAAGACCAGAAUGCGAAGGCGGCCACUCACGAUCCGAAUUAUCAGACUCUGGCAGGACUCAAUAACAAUGUGUUCGAGAAGAAGGAAGGAGGAGGCGCCGCUCCAGCUGCUGCAGCUCCGGCCGCCGACGGGAAGAAGCCAGUGCAACCAGCUAACAAGGGACAGAAAGCGGCCACGAUGGAUCCGAACUAUCAGACUCUGGCGGCGGUCGGGGGAGAUGUGUUCGGAGCGGAUAAGAAGGCGGGAGGAGGAGAUGCCAAGAAGCCCAGUCAGCCAGCCAACAAAGUGAGUUGACCUGCAUUCCGAAUAUUGAAAGAAUAGCUAAUUUCAGAAUCAGAAGGCGGCGACGAUGGAUCCGAAUUAUCAGACAUUGGCUGCAGUCGGAGGAGACGUUUUCGGUGCCGAUAAGAAGAAAAAAUAG